GGAGAAAGGCCGGAGGAGACGGUGAUGCUCGGGGAGCAUGGAGUGAAUAACCUGGUCACCUGUGGAGGAGACGCUGCUGGACCUCCUCCAUCAGCAUCACCAUCCUCCUCCUCACACCUCCACCGUCCACACACUUCAUCCAGCAGCAAACCCACAACAACAACAUCCUCCAGCGGGCAGAGGGAGCGAGCAGCGGGGCUCGACAGCACCAUGAAGGGGCAGGAGCCCGGCUCCUGGAGCCGAGCCGCCGAGCAGCCGAGGAUCAGACACCAGCAACCACAGCCCUCCUCCGACUGGGACCAGCUCCGAGCUUAAUCAUUACGAUGGAAGAGGAGGGCCUUGCUUUGAUCAACAUGGCGGACAACAGAGCGCAGGGGCUGGGGUAACAGCGGCGCUCUCGGUACACGGCACCAUGGACCAGGUACACAACUCCCCCGAAGGCUACAGCAACAGCCCGUACAACCACUACCCGAACUACCGACCCGGCCGCGGGACCAGUGGACACGGGGGCUGGAUGAGUCCCUCCCGCCAGGGAAACCCCCUGACGGGCCUGGCAGCUCCCGGCUCCCCGGCUGGAGGCGGCGGCAGCAGCGGAGGAUUCCAGCGGUUUCAGGGGCAGCACCCGUCCGGGGCCACGCCGACUUUGAACCAAUUAUUGACGUCUCCGAGCCCGAUGAUGCGGGGACACGGAGGAGGACACGGAGGAGGACACACCGACUACAACAGCCCGGGGCCGGCUAACGACCCGGGCUCCCUGUUCGGCUCCGCUGCUCCCGGCUGGGGAGGACAUCAGAGAAGCCUCCCGGCCACGAGCCCGGGGAACACCGGGCCGGGCGGCGGCAGGUCCCCGGCGCCGCUCAUGGACCCCAUGGCGAUGAAGCGCUCUCAGCUCUAUGGUAUGAGCAACAACCCGUACUCCCAGCAGCAACAGCCGCAGGGGGCGCCAUACCCCGGCACAGCCUACAGCACCCCCACCCCCCACAGAUACCCGAUGGGGAUGCCCAGCAGGGGGCACAUUGGGAUGGGAGGGAUGCAGUACCCUCAGCAACAGAUGAGCUCUCAGUACAAUCCGCAGCAGAGCGUGGGCGGUUACUGUCAGCCGGGUCAGCCUCCAUACUUCAGCCCCCCACAGCAGCGGCCCGCCGCCCCCAGCCAGCCCCCAUACAUGCAGCCCCGCCCACUGCCACAACAGGAGGCGCCACAGGAGGCGUUCGGGGGCCGCAGCCACUCUGCUGCUAUGACUCCUGGGAAACCAAACCUGGAGGAGAUGAGUCUGAGCCAACAGGAGAGACCGUCCAGCCUCCCGGAUCUGUCCGGAUCCAUCGACGAUUUGCCGACCGGCACCGAGGCAGCGGUGAGUUCAGGGGCGUCAGGUUCUGGCAGCGCUCAGGGCGACCAGGGGACUCCGGCCCGUUCUCCUUUCUCUCCACACGCUUCGCCCCGACACCCACCGUCAGUCCACACCGGGCCCUCGCCGUCCCCCUCGCCGUCCCCCUCGCCGUCCCCCGCUGGGUCUAGCAGCCAAUCACGAUCCGGGCCACUGUCUCCAGCCACCACUGGACCAGGAGCUCAGCUGACCCCCCAGAUCCCAGGUCCUGGGAUAGAUGUCGGGUCUCAUCCCCCCCAGUCGGCCAUGACUCAAGACAGAGGUUUCUCUACGUCCAUGCAGCGGAGCACCCCAGGGUCUCGGUUUGGCCCCCAGCAGUCAGCACCACCUAUGUCCCCUCACCCAGCACUGGGGGGGCCGAUGCCCCACUCCUCCUACCAGCAGGGCAGCUCAUAUGGCCAGUACGGCCCCCCAGGUAAAUACCCCCGCCCCCCCAACUAUGGCGGAGCCCCCAGUGCCAACUACAGCGGCCCCGGCUUAGCCAACAGCUUGGGGUUGAAUGCCAGCAGCCCGAUGCACGGUCAGGGCCCCUCCACGCCUGCAGGUCGUGGCCCUGGACCCGGCGCCGGGGGGCGACCUUACCCUGCUGGAGGGAGCUCUAUGGCCCCCACCUCACCGGGUAUGCCACAGCCCGCCGGUCAGGGAUUGAGGCCUCCGGUGCCCAACACCAGCCGCAAACCGCCAGAAGUCGGCGGGUCCAGUGCCAACUCCUCUUCCUCGUCCAGCGCUCAGAGCAGGCCUCCGUUCACCCCUUCACCCGUCUGCCACAACUCUUGGCAUGGGAGUCGACCCGCCCUCCCUCCUACUCCUCACCCCCACCACCAUCCUCCUCUUCCUCACCCUUCUCACCACUCCCUGCAGGGCACCAAUGCUGUGCUGACUCCCUCUGAGAAUUAUGGGCAUGGCAGCUACCAGGGCAUGGCACCAAUGGGAGGAAUGGGCCCUGGAGGCCCGCGGCCCUGGAGGCCCCGGAGGCCCUGGAGGCCCCGGAGGCCCUGGAGGCCCGGCGGCCCCGGAGGCCCUGGAGGCCCCGGCGGCCCGGCGGCCACGGGGUCCUACAGCCAGCAACCAGCCAGUAACUCCGAGAGGAUGACACCACAGGGACCCCCGUACAAAGGCCCAGCCUCAGGCCCCGUAAUGAUGCAGGAGAUCAUCGCUCAUCCAGACGCCGAGCAGACGGUUGAGCUCAGCAAAGAGGCCGUUUGUCCAACCACAGAACCUCCCAAAGCCAAGAAGCUCAGCGUGGCGACCAUGACCAAUGAGAAGAUCACCCGUCUGUAUGAGAUGGGCUCUGAGGCGGAGCGGAGGCUGUGGGUCGACGGCUACCUGUCCUUCAUGGAGGAGAGGGGGACGCCUGUCCCGAACCUACCUGCCGUCGGAAAGAAGCCGCUGGACCUGUGCAAGCUCUACCUGAUGGUCAGAGAGAUAGGAGGCCUCGCCAUGGUGAAUAAGAACAAGAAGUGGAGGGAGUUAUCGUCGCUGUUGAGCGUGGGGACGUCCAGCAGCUCAGCCAGCUCUCUGAAGAAACAGUACAUCCAGUACCUGUUCGCCUAUGAAUGGAAGGUGGAGCGCGGAGAGGAGCCUCCACCUGAGGCCCUUGGGCCCGUCGGAGACACCAAGAAACUUCCAUCACUCCAGGCCAAGAUCCAGCCGCCCCCCCCAGCCAACUCGGGCUCCCUGCAGGGCCCCAGCACCAGCUCCCUGACCGAGGCCCCCGGAGAUCUGAAGCCCCCGACCCCUGCCUCUACCCCGCGCAGCCAGAUGGGCCCCCGGCCUGGAAGCAGGACCAUGGGAGAGGUGAGCGUCCAGGACCCGUUCUCUGAAGGCAGCGAUCCAGCCUUCCACAUUCAGCGAGGCCCUGGACCCGGCGGCGCCCCCUACCAGCAGGGAGGUGGUCCAACAGACCCUUCUAUGAGAUUGCAGUACGAUGCCAACAAAGACCUGUAUGGACCAAGAAAAGGUCCAGGGCCCGGCGAGGCCUUUGGUCCUGGUCAAAUGCCCAGCGGUGCCAUGCAGGACAUGUACACACGCGGGCCCCCCUCCGGGCCCCUGACAGGGAGGGGCCCCAGACCACAGUAUCCCUACGGCCCUGGAUACGAGCGGAAGCUGGACCAUGUGAUGGGGCCAGAUGGAGGCACAGUGCCCCCCGCUGGUCAAAACAACAUGGGUCCGACUGGAAGGGAGGCCGGCAUGCACCCGACCAACAGGCUCCACCAUCAGAGGCGCGGACGUGAUGGCUACGAGCAGCAGCAUCACAGCAUGGCCUUCAGUUCCCAUCAGCCCCUGCACCCUCAGCAGCAGGGCCACAAGCGUCCGAUGGAGGGGAUGUAUCCUCCCUCGAAGCGUCAUGGGGGGGAGGGGUUUGGUGUGCAGCGAUAUGACUCUCAGCAACCCGACAUGUUUGGCCCCUCCUAUGGGGUAGGAGGCGGGGGCUACAUGGGCCCAGAGCGGCGGCCGGUCCAGGGCCAGUACCCGUAUCCAUACAGCCGGGCUCGCCAGGCUCCACAGCACGGCACGAUGGGCUUAGGACCGGUGACCGGGGGCCCUGGGGAGGGGCUGCAGACCAGCAUGUGGCCCCCCAGGACCGACAUGGGCUACACAUACAGUCAGCAGGGCCAGCGGCCCCCCUACCCUGGGAUCAGCCGAGGGGACGACCAGGACAGCCAGUGGCCCCCUGGGCCCCAUGGCCAGCGCCAGCGGCCCUACCACUCAUCCUCCUCUUCAUCAAUGCCCAUGCCAUCCAGACAGCCCCCCUCCUCCUUCCAGGCCACGCCCACUGUCCCUAACCAUGUGACCCGCUCCCUAAGCCCCUCCUCCUCUUUCCCCCGACCGAUGGGAGGCUCUCUGUCUCCAAACAGCGCCUACCUGCCCUCUAUGAAGAAGCCAGGGCUCCCUGGUGUCCCCCUCAUCCCCCUCCACACUCAGGGCUUCCCCCGCUCCGUGGAGAACACCGCCCCCCAACUGAAGCCAAGACGCCGACUCACAGCGAAGGACACAGGAACCCCUGAGGCAUGGCGAGUGAUGAUGUCACUGAAGUCCGGCCUAUUAGCAGAGAGCAGCUGGGCUCUGGACACCAUCAACAUCCUGCUGUAUGACGACGGCGCCGCCGGCUCCUUCAGCCUCACACAGCUGCCUGGUUUCCUGGAGCUCAUCGUGGAGUCUUACCGUCGCUGCCUCAUCCAGAUCUUUGGUAUCCUGGAGAACUACGAGGUGGGAGCUGAGGGCCAGAGGACUCUGCUGGGGCCCGACCCACUUAAAGAGGAGGAGGUGCUAAAGGAGCCUCCAGCUGCCGCCUCCCAGUGUAACAGCCAAUCAGGAGAGGAGCAGGAGAUACGGAGGAGGUCAACGGAGGAGAUGUCACCGCUACUCACGACUACUCCCACCAUCACCGCUGAGGACACAAAGAACAACGAACCAGUGGAGGAGGAGGUGAAGGUGAAGGAGGAGCAAGCAGAGCCCCACCCCCAACAGGCCAGCAAGUAUGACAAGCUGCCGCUCAGGGUGGAGGAGAAGGGGGAGGAGGUGGAGGAGGUGGAGGAGCGCUGGGCCGAGCUCAGCCGACCCAAUGGCUUCCUCAGCGGCCUCCUGCUCUGGAAGGCCGGGGGAGGAGACUCCACCGCUCACAUCCAGACGCACUUUGAACCCUGCACAGUAAACUCCGCCCCCCCAGAGGAGGAAACGUCACCUGAAACACAAGAGGUCAGAGGUCAGAGGUCACCAGCUCAGAGUCCCAUCAGCCACCUGGAGGACGAGCCUCGCUGCUGGGACCAGGCGCCGCUGUCCACCGCCGAGGCCUGGCAGGACUCUUUGGCCAAACGCUGCAUCUGCAUCUCCAACAUCGUGCGAGGCCUCUCCUUCGUCCCUGGCAACGACGCCGACAUGUCGCAACAUCCCGGCCUGGUGCUGAUCCUGGGCAGACUGGUGCUGCUGCACCACCACCCCUACAGGAAACUGACGCCGCCCACCUACCAGCGGGAGGAGAAGCCGGGUCUGGCGUGCAGCCGUGACGAGUGGUGGUGGGACUGCCUGGCGACGCUGCGGGAGAAUACGCUGGUGACGCUGGCCAACAUCUCGGGCCAGCUGGACCUGUCGCUGUACCCCGAGAGCAUCUGCCUGCCCGUCCUGGACGGGCUGCUUCACUGGAUGGUUUGUCCGUCCGCCGAGGCCCAGGACCCGUUCAGCUCGGCGGGCGACUUCUCCUCGCUCACCCCUCAGAGACUGGUGCUGGAGUGUCUGUGCAAGCUGAGCGUCCAGGACUCCAAUGUGGACCUGCUGCUCGCCACGCCGCCUUUCAGCCGCCAGCAAAAGCUCUUCGCCACGCUGGUGUGCCUUGUAGGUGAGAGGAAGAGCCAGGUGUGUCAGGAGAUGGCGGUGGCCGUCCUGUCUCACCUGGUGCAGGGCGACUCGACAGCGGCGAGGGCCGUCACCCUGCAGAAGGGCAGUGUGGGAACUCUCAUCGGCUUCCUGGAGGACAGUUUGGCCAUGGCUCAGUAUCACCAGAGUCCACACAGCCUGCUGCAUGCCGCCGCGCCGCCGGAGCCGCCCAGCGUCAACAUGAUGUGUCGCGCCGCCAAGGCGCUGCUGGCCAUGGCGAAGGUGGAGGAGAACCGGACUGAGUUGGUUCUGUACGAGAGCCGGCUGCUGGACAUCUCGCUGUCAGCCGCCCUCAACUCCUCGGUGGCGGCCAUCAUGUGUGAAGUACUGUUUAAAAUCGGGCGCUCGUGACACGAACACUGCCACGAAGCACAAGCUCCGCCCAUGUGACGAACUGGCUCCAACUAUAUUUUUAUUUAAAGAACAGAAAGAUUUACGUACAAAUAAAUAUAAAUAGAAUCUAUAAAGUUCCUCUGCUCCAUCCACAAAUGUUAUUUGGGAUUUUUAAGUCAUUUUAAUACAAAAAUAUUUAAAACCGUUUAUUUUUAUUCUUUUGUCAGUUUGUUGUGUUUUUUGUUUUAACCAAAGUUUAACGGUGGAGAAAUCUCGCGUCCCGGCUCCUGGUGAUUUAAACGGAAGUGGACGGUUCUUUCUGUUUGGGGGGCGGGGUUUGUUAGAUAUGGGGGCGUGGUCCGAUUAUUUAAGUAGUGACACGUGUUGUAGAUAAGACGUCUUUUCUCAUGUGACGCAGGAAACGCUGACGUUCAGUCUCUUUGUUCUGGUGCAAUAGGUUUGUUGUUCAGUAUUUUACAAACCAUAGCAGUAUGGGGGUGGGGGGAACUGUUUCACUUCCUGUUUUUUAAGAACUUUUCUGUCUCCACAGUUGUCAUCCUCCUGUAAAUAGAAAAUGUACAUCAGAGCUCCAGCAGAGGGCGACACCUGGGGACGUCAUUUCUAAUCACAACUCUGCUCACGUGAACUUUUCGUGUCUCUGCAGCUGGAGAAGAUUUUUCUGUAUAAAAAACCUCAGUUUCAGAAGGUUUGACGGAGUCGGGUGUGGAAGGGUGCGUUUGAUUAGAGAGACUGUGUGUACAGGAGGGGGGGGGGGACUGCUCAUCAUGUUGCUUACUGACAACUUCAGAAACAACAAAUAUAAAGAGAGAAAAAAGAAAAUGUGGACGUCAGUUUCUCUUGUUUGAUCGGACGGACUGAUCUUUACAUGUUGACGAAUAAACGCAUCAAUCAGU
Molecule: messenger RNA, 7008 nt
Organism: Hippoglossus stenolepis (Pacific halibut)
Lineage: Eukaryota; Metazoa; Chordata; Actinopteri; Pleuronectiformes; Pleuronectidae
Product: AT-rich interactive domain-containing protein 1B
Biological process (GO): positive regulation of DNA-templated transcription; chromatin remodeling; regulation of transcription by RNA polymerase II
Cellular component (GO): SWI/SNF complex; brahma complex; nucleoplasm
Molecular function (GO): nucleosome binding; DNA binding
Source: RefSeq, a predicted model, not a curated record